AGCUCGGGUGCCCAGAACCCCAGCAUCAGUUCAGCUUCGCAGCCCAAAAUAGUGGCCUUAACUACCUAGAUGAGUCUUCACUGUGCAUGACAUAGGAACAGAGCCCCUGUGUACAUACAUGUAAAGUUUGUAAACGUUAUUGGCCACGUAAGAGAGCCGAGAUAAUGGCAAUAAGGACCCGGUAGGUGGGGCGGAGAAAGAAUAGGAAAUCGGCACUGAGUAAUCCUAGCGAGCGUUUUGUAAGAGUGGGGCUGCCUGAAAAGGAGUAAUCAUGUCUUCUAAUCCAAGUGUAUUGAUGCGUCUUGUGGCCUCAGCAUAUUCCGUGGCUAAUAAAGCGGGAACAAUUGUCAGAAAAGUUAUGUCUGGAGGAGAACUAGGCAUAGUGGAGAAGUGUGGAGCUAAUGACCUGCAGACUAAAGCUGAUCGAUUGGUACAGAUGAGUAUUUGUUCGUCCUUGCUUCUGAAGUUUCCUAAGAUGACAAUCAUAGGUGAAGAGGAUCUUCCCUGUGAAGAAGUCAGUGAAGACUUACUUGACAAAAGCCAAUGUGAGGAGAUACUGAAGCAAACCUGUCCACCACAGUAUACAGCUAUCAAAGAGGAAGAGCUUGUUGUGUGGGUCGAUCCUCUGGACGGAACAAAAGAAUAUACCGAAGGACUUCUUGACCACGUAACAGUUCUUAUUGGUAUUGCUUACCAAGGAAAAGCUAUUGCAGGGGUCAUUAAUCAACCAUAUUUCAACUAUGAGGCAGGUGCAGAUGCGGUUCUAGGCAGGACGAUAUGGGGAAUCCUUGGUUUGGGCGCCUUUGGGUUUCAGUUGAAAGAGGUACCAGCUGGGCAGCACAUCAUUACCACCACAAGGUCACACAGCAGCAAAAUGGUAAAUGACUGCAUUAGCGCAAUGAAGCCUGAUAGCGUGGUGAGAGUUGGAGGUGCUGGUAAUAAGAUCAUUCAACUUGUUGAAGGCAAAGCUUCUGCAUAUGUAUUUGCCAGUCCUGGAUGCAAGAAGUGGGAUACAUGUGCACCAGAGGCUAUUUUGCAUGCAGUUGGAGGCAAACUUACUGAUAUUCAUGGGAACUUUUUUCAUUAUAAUAAAGAGGUCAAACACAUGAAUUCAGGAGGAGUCCUUGCUACUUUAAAAAAUCAUGACUAUUAUGCCAGUCGAGUUCCUGAAGCAGUCAAAAAAGCCCUUGUGCCCUAAAAAAUGCAGAGGAUGGUGCAUUCCAUUUGGCUGGAAAGAAAUUCUUAGCUGAAAUAAAUUGUGAUUUUUGAUAGGGUAACAUUUUGGACCAGUUCCAUUAUCUUUAGUUAAGAGUUUUGUUGCUUGCUUGACUUAAUAUACAUUCUGGUAAAUCUGAGAUUUUAAUUUUCAGUAGGAAUAUUAGUGACUUCAGUAAAGUUGUCCAGGUCUCCUAAUGCUUAUUAAUAUUAUCAUAUAUGUUCACCUAUCCAAUUAUCAAAUCCUUAUUCAAUCUUUCUUGAUUUGAAGACAAAAAAUAAAUAAGUGAACCACAGUUACUUCCAAUGCCUUUUGUAUGGAAGAUUCAUUCAUGCAUGCUUCACUUGAAGGGAUCAUUUUGUCUAGCUAGCUCGCUAGCUCUUUUCUUUAAAUAUACAUGGAUGCAUGGGAUGUAUGUCUGUUCUGUGCCUAAUUCCCCCCUCCUCCAUUUUCACGUGAUAUGCUUAUGUAGAGAGAUAUGGAAAUAUACUUGUUUUAACUUUUAUAUGCUGAA
Messenger RNA from Protobothrops mucrosquamatus (brown spotted pit viper), 1730 nucleotides. It is a transcript of the gene BPNT1, whose product is annotated as 3'(2'), 5'-bisphosphate nucleotidase 1. Gene Ontology annotation, molecular function: 3'(2'),5'-bisphosphate nucleotidase activity. Bases 272 to 1198 code for a protein of 308 amino acids. Gene Ontology annotation, biological process: phosphatidylinositol phosphate biosynthetic process. Lineage: Eukaryota; Metazoa; Chordata; Lepidosauria; Squamata; Viperidae. The transcript is spliced from 9 exons. The record is from RefSeq and is a predicted model, not a curated record.